CUUUCCUGAACGAAAUGUAUGUACAAGUAAGUAUCCCUCCACAUUCAUAUCAGGAGAGAGACAAGGUGUUGCGCUCUACAGCAACUGGAAGUCGGUACCGGCAGUACAUGACUUUCCUGAACGAAAUGUAUGUACAAGUAAGUAUCCCUCCACAUUCAUAUCAGGAGAGAGACAAGGUGUUGCGCUCUACAGCAACUGGAAGUCGGUACCGGCAGUACAUGACUUUCCUGAACGAAAUGUAUGUACAACUGAAAAGGAGCCAACUCCAAUUGAAAACUCAGUAUGACGGUGUACCGCCACAAAUUAUGUUGUUGACUCUACUCUCCAAAUGUUUCAUUGACUGUCUGCAAGCCAAACCUCUCUCUAAAAUAGAGAUCGAGGCUAUAUUCUUCAUCCUCACGUCGAUCGGUAAAGAUUUGGAACACGACCUACCGAAAAUGAUGAGUCAAGUGUUUUUCAACAUAAGGGACGUGUUUCAUGACGCCAGCGUCGGCAGGCCCGAUCAAGAGCACCCUGUUGCAGCUGAUCGAGCUCCGAGCGUCCAAGUGGCAGAUGCCCGCGUCCGCUGUCAUGUACUAUUACCCGGGCUCGCGUUGACGCAGGACACAAGGUCCACCACACCGUUACCGUCUCUCGGUUGUACAAUACUUUCCACUACAACCCGAGACCUAUCUUUCUGUUGAAACUAACUCGUUUAGUUACUAGUCAACUGUUAAUAUUCAGAUGUUUAGGUGUUAAUAGAAUUUUUAUAUAACUAAUUAUUUAUAUGUAUAUAUUGUUCUCUGUUAAGCACAGCAACGUGCUUGUGUAAGACUGCUUAUUGGUUAGUUAGUAAGGUGACUAGCAAUAAAGGAGAUGAGUUUUAGUUUGUUUUUAAGAGGAUACCAACAUGAUAAUAUUAGUAUUACGUUUUUAAUACGUACAGUUUUAAAAUUAGUUAUUGAAAACGUAAUCAAAUUAGGGAAUAUCUUACCAACAAUGUUUUUAUAAAGGUACUUCAACUAAAAAUACUCUUAUUAUAAGAAUUUGUACUCAUUAAUGAAGUCGUAGUUGUAAUUCAACAUUGUAUCGAAUUUAAUUACGUUUUUAAUACGUACUGUUUUCAAAUUUGUUAUUAAAAACGUAAUCAAAUCAGGGAAUAUCUUACCAACAUAAUGUUUUUAUAAAGGUACAUUUGACUAAUAAUACUCUCGUUAUAAGAAUCGUACUCUUAGUUGUAAUCCACCAUUGUAUCGAAUUUAAUAACGUAAAACAUUGUUUUUAUCCUCUUCUGUUUAAAUGGAUAUUUGAGGUGAAAUAUGUUAUUUGAUAAUCUUUGAUACUCUUCUUAAGGUUUGUGAUGUACUGUAACUGUUAACUUAGAUAAUUUCUUAAAUAACAUUAACCAUAACGUAGCGAGAACGUUUCACAAUUAAUUUAAGAUUGUUUUCGUUGUGGUCCCUAAGAAAGUUGAACAGAAAUAUUCUUGACAUUCCCCAAUUGUUUACCCGUAUAUGAUAAAAACUUUGAUUUGGUAAGUUCGACGGUGUAAUUUGUAAGAAGUCUUACGAAAUCCCCUUGAAGUGUAAUAAUCCCCCUCUUAAAGAAUUUUAACAGUUUUGGUGUAAUUCGUUUGUACUGCGUGUUUUUAAAAUCAGAUUUUCUACUCGUGAAUUGUUUUUAAUCUAAGUGUUUGUUAGUGUACGUCGUCGAGGAUGGGUAGAGGUGGCGAUACUGAUUAUUAUUAUUAUAAACAUCAAGUUCCACAAACCUGUGCCAUUAACAGUGCCUUUCCUACGUUACUCAAGUUGUGAACGGAGUGCGGUCAGAACCGACAACUUCACAAGGGACAAUGUGCCAAAGCUUUGGCCAAAGCUACUCCAGCGUUGUUUUGUAUUAUGAAAUGUUCAUUUUGAAUAACAUGUUUAUUAUUAA
Molecule: messenger RNA, 1914 nt
Organism: Homalodisca vitripennis (glassy-winged sharpshooter)
Lineage: Eukaryota; Metazoa; Arthropoda; Insecta; Hemiptera; Cicadellidae
Exons: 3
Coding region: 15-683 (222 amino acids)
Biological process (GO): regulation of translational initiation
Cellular component (GO): cytosol
Molecular function (GO): translation activator activity
Source: RefSeq, a predicted model, not a curated record